Molecule: messenger RNA, 1235 nt
Organism: Magallana angulata
Lineage: Eukaryota; Metazoa; Mollusca; Bivalvia; Ostreida; Ostreidae
Exons: 2
Coding region: 482-1090 (202 amino acids)
Source: RefSeq, a predicted model, not a curated record
AAUAGAAAUUUAAUGACUGCAAUAUUACAUAAUUAUGUUGAUAACAUCAAAAGGGAAUGUAAAAAAAUUGCAAUUAAAAAUCCUUAAAAUACAUUUUUACAGAAGAUGUCAGCUUGGAGAAAUAACUGAUAACAUCAAAAUAUGGUCAAUUAAAAAACCUGCAGAUUAAUAGAUAAAGCUGUAAUUAUUGCCUACUCAACAGGUAGAUAAACAAAAGGACCCCAAGCAGGUGGCCCUCUUCACAGAGGUGACAAGAUUAAUCUAGGUAAUUAUGACCCAAUUACCUGGUCAGCACACAAGCCUUGAUACCCCAGCAGGUGCCCUAUCUUCAUAACACACAAUUACAUGUUACACCAAUCACUUAGGUACUGUUUGAAGUGGGAAUCCAGCGGUUUCCCAAUUAACAAACUUCAAAGCCCCUGCUGUGCUAAUGUAGAGCAAAUAAAUUCAGUUUUUAUAAUUGUCAAAACAGCAGGACAGCAUGGGAACUAGAGAGGGGAAAAGGGGUCCGUGUGAGGCCAUACCAGGACAGCUAUCGACAGACAUGGACAACCAGAAGCUUUGGGAUGUAGCUGAGAGACUUCAACGUUUGAUUGUGAGCCAUGACAGAGCUGUUCAACAGAUGUACCUCUUAGAUUCCAAACUUCAGGACAUGAAAAACAGACUGUUUCACCAGAGGAACUCCCUUAGAUUUCUACAGCUCCGCCAGCACUGGCACUCCCGUCUUGGAAUGGUAGAGUGGAUGCGAGACAUGUACGACGAAUAUCGCCUCCGAAAGUGGACGGAAAUCCAGGACCUGAUCAACAAUAUCUUCGCGACAUACAGCUCGGAGGAAGUGAUGACGGUGCUCAUACUGGCCGAGGUGUCUUCCCAGAGCAUUGGGAUCUUCAUCGAGAACGAGGAAGAGGGCGAGACCAGUGUGACCUCUGAAAGCGAUGUCAGUCAGGUGGAGGAGGUGAUGAUGGUGGAAGGAGGAAGUGAAGAGGGACAAGGAACUCAAGUGUCAGGGGAGAUGGCAGAAGUGAACACCAUCGUGGAAGAUGAAGAGAUGGAGGAUGUUUCAACAUUCAGUGUGGCUACAGCAUUGUGAUAAGUGAUGAACCGUAAACAAACAUGGGAUAGUCUGCAUAAGAGUAAUAGCAUUGGUAGACAUGACAGAGUGUUAUAGACAUUACAAUGUGAUCAUGCCUAAGAGACACAUCUUUUUAGUCUUUGACAUUUCAGUAUUGGACCUU